GCAAAAGUUGAAACUUAUUCCAAAAAUAUACUAUAGAUCUAACAGAUACACCCAGAAUACACAGAAACAUAAUGCCUGCACCUACUGCCUUGAAGAAAGAAUCGAAUCCCUUUGAAAUACCCUCUCAAAGCCAAACAACACAACAGAAAAAUGACAAUAUUAAUAUAAAUGGCGAGGAUGAGAUAUUGAUAGAUGUGAAUCCUAUUGGAGCAGAGGAGGAUAAAAUACUUUCUGCUGAAUCAAAACCCCUCAAGAAAUCUUCAAAACAUAUAAUAAUUGACGAGUCUGGAAAACCAAGAUUUGAUUCGACAAGUCAAGUAGCUCAAAAAAUUAAAAUUGAAAAGAGAGUGAUUCAUAUUCCACCUCAUAGAAUGACUCCCUUGGAGAGCUGUUGGCCCAAAAUCUAUACGCCAGUGGUUAAUAAUCUCAAAUUGCAAAUUAGAAUGAAUUUGAAAUCAAAAGCUGUGGAGGUCAGAACGUGCAAAUUAACAACAGAUUUAAGUGCAUUACAAAAGGCUUCUGAGUUCAUUAAAGCCUUUACUUUGGGAUUCGAUAUUGAUGAUGCUGUUGCUUUAUUAAGAUUGGAUGAUUUGUAUAUUGAAACUUUUGAAAUCAAAGACAUUAAAACAUUGCAUGGUGAUCAUUUAUCCAGAGCCAUUGGUAGAAUUGCUGGUAAAGAUGGAAAAACCAAAUUUUCUAUAGAAAAUGCUACUAGAACCAGAAUAGUUUUAGCUGAUAAUAAAAUUCAUAUGCUUGGUGGUUACAAUCAUAUUAGAAUGGCAAGAACUGCAAUUGUAAGUUUGAUUUUGGGUAAACAACCAGGAAAAGUUUAUGGAAAUCUUAGAACUGUUGCAGCAAGAUUGAAGGAAUCUUAUUAAGUUUAUUAAUUUUUGCUUCAUUUUUAAGGAUUUAUAUAAUAUUAAAUAAUACAAUUUGGG
Ascoidea rubescens DSM 1968 is the source of this 938-nucleotide messenger RNA. It is a transcript of the gene PNO1, whose product is annotated as Pno1p. Bases 72 to 878 code for a protein of 268 amino acids. The record is from RefSeq and is a predicted model, not a curated record. The transcript has a single exon. Gene Ontology annotation, molecular function: RNA binding. Lineage: Eukaryota; Fungi; Ascomycota; Saccharomycetes; Ascoideales; Ascoideaceae. Gene Ontology annotation, cellular component: nucleolus.